ACCGGGGCGCGGCGCCGCCGUGCGUGCGUGCGUGCGCGCUGCCACCUUUUCGCGCCAGAGGAGGGCACAGUUACUUCGCGCUUCGAAUGGCGUCAGCGGUCUCUAGGCAACAGGCCAGUUGUCAGUUAGUCAGUCAGAUUUCUCAAUCAGAGCGGAGAGCGGCGGCAGCGGCGUCGGUCAUGGCCCUCUCAAGGAUCCGGUGCACAUUUUUCCGGUUCACCGUGAGCAGCAUGUGAACACACAGCUCGGUGUCGUGCUGAAGAACAGAACCGGACACCCGGUACCGACCGAACCGGACGCAUUAACGCGGAUCCCGACUCGAACGCGACGCGAAGGUGUUCUCUGAGUGACUUUUACGCGCCGAUUUAAUUUGGCUAACGUUAGUUGUAGCUCUUAGUUUCACAUGUCAUCGUUGAAAUAUUUUAAAAAUGCUUUAGAUUUUAUCCGUGACUUUGAUUUUAAGAGACAAUUACUGUCCCACCGUCAAACUGUGGAGAAAAUCUGACUUUGAACUUCAUACUUUAUAACACGACGACUUUCCCUCAGAAAAAAUGCUGAAAUUUCAUAAUUCGGAUCUGUGGAUUGCUUGGCUGGUCUUCUUUUGUGUGAAUGUGUGUGUGCGUGCGCUGGAAGUGACGGUGAGUCAGAGCAGCGUUCAGGUGGCCAGAGGUCAGGCGGCCGUCCUGCCGUGUACAUUCACCACCAGCGCCGCCCUCAAUAAUCUCUACAUCAUAUGGAUGGUCACGCCGCUGGCCAACGCCAACCAGCCAGAGCAGGUGAUCAUCUAUCAGGGCGGGCAGGUCUUCAGUUUAGCCAAUCACAUGAACGGGCGCGUGGGCUUCGUCUCCACCAUGCCCAGCACAAGUGCCUCGAUCUUCAUCAAUAACACGCAGCUGUCAGACACGGGGACGUACCAGUGCCUGGUCAACAACCUGCCUGACCGCGGGGGGCGCAAUAUCGGCGUCAUCGGCCUCACUGUGCUGGUUCCUCCGUCCAUCCCGUCCUGUCGGAUUCAGGGUUCGCUGGACGUGGGCAGUGAUGUGAUGCUGUUGUGUGGUUCGGACGAGGGCAUCCCGACGCCCACCUACGCCUGGGAGAAGCUGGAGUCCGUGCCCAAACUGCCCCACAAUGCCAUGCAAGAUCAGAUGCAGGGUACGGUCACGCUGAGGAACAUCAGCACCAGCACAUCUGGACUGUAUCAGUGCACGGCCUCAAACGCUAUCGGAAAGAGCACCUGCGUCCUCAACCUGCAGGUCGUGGCACCGCAGCCUCAGAGCGUCGGUCUGAUCGCAGGAACCAUCGCCACCGGCAUCCUGGCGCUCAUCAUCUGCUCUUUACUGGUGCUCGUCACGCUCUUCUACUGGAGAAACAAGAACAGAUACGAGGAGGAGGAGAUUCCCAACGAGAUCAGAGAGGACGAUCUCCCUCCGAAGAGGUCCUCGUCGGUCAAAGCGUUCCAAGCGGACGCCUCGUCUUCAGAGAACGACACGCUGACGUCCACCAACACCUACAACAGCCGCUACUGGCACAACCCCAAACCCACCUACGACAGCAGCUCCUACACGCGCUACAACGGCGACACGCGGCAGACCUUCAGCGCGCCGUACGCUAACGGCAGCCACACCCUGCCGCCGCCCAAGACUCUGGUGGUCACCACAAACUCCGCCCCCUCUCCACCCGUCAUGGCCCGCAGUAACGGCUCCCUGAGCCUCCGCCCGCCGGCCGCCGCGACGCCAGCCGUGACGCUCGGACAGCAGCACACACACACACACUCGUACGCCGUGAGCCAGGCCACGCUGGAGCGCAUGGGUGCCGUUCCCGUCAUGGUGCCGGCGCAGAGCAAAGCUGGUUCACUCGUCUGACGCCACAAAACUCUUUUAUAACCGAGUUCAGCUGAUGCCAACUAAAACUGCUCUGCGUCCUGCGGUGAUUUUCAUAUUGCCUGUUUGCUUGUUUCUUUCUUCAUUUUUUAAGUGGAUAAACUGGCUUUGCUGCAAGGGCCCCAAAAUCACGUGUUUCUCAACCCCUUCACUUCUUCCAGAGAAAAUAUCUGAAUGUGCAUGAUGCUUCGUUUGAUUCAGAUACAGCUUACUGCUUUCUAACACUGGAAUCAAAGAGUUACAGCGUGCCCAAAAUGAUUACAACACUAGUAUUUCCACCAGAUAAUCAAAUCAGAUAUUUCUAUCUCAUGCUGUCGUGUGUCAGCAGGAAAUAUCAGUUCACAUUUCCAAACAUUCAUUUAGCCAUUAAUUGUAAUAAUGCAGUGAGAUGUGCUGCACACAGAGAUGUGAUCUGAUCAUCAUCAGUCUGUCUGGAGUCACAUGAAGAAACAGAACAAACUGAGACAGACUAAGACUAAGGCUAAGCUGCCAGCGUCUGUUUUACAUUAUAAUUCAAAAAAGUCCCCGGGUGCUUUUUAAAAACGCCACCACUGGCGUCUUUUUCUGCAGCUCAGAGCGUCUUUUCAAGUUGAAAAAAGUUAUUUUCGGAAAAAAGGCCCUACGUCAAGCGCCUUUUUGACAGCUGACCAAUGACAAGUGAUUAGAACGCUUAUGAACGCUUCUUUAUCAGAUCAAAUGAAAAUGCCAUCGACACUUUUCU
Molecule: messenger RNA, 2601 nt
Organism: Cyprinus carpio (common carp)
Lineage: Eukaryota; Metazoa; Chordata; Actinopteri; Cypriniformes; Cyprinidae
Product: immunoglobulin superfamily member 11-like
Biological process (GO): homophilic cell-cell adhesion
Cellular component (GO): cell-cell junction
Molecular function (GO): ionotropic glutamate receptor binding
Source: RefSeq, a predicted model, not a curated record